GCAAUGUCAGCACUAAAUGAAGAGCUAUAAAGGAGGGGGGGAGUCCUUCAGAGGCUGCACAUUACCCACACCGACUUCAACUGGGCAACUUUCUCAUCCCAUCACCUCUAAGGAAUUUAAAGGCAAGGUCCCGGGCAGGGUGAACACCAUUAUCUGCUCCUGUAUUAAAUCUGUCACCAUUGGUAUUUGAUAACGCACGUUGGUGAGUCACUGCCUAAAGCACAGGAAGAUUACUGAAAAAGAAUCUCUAAGGAGCUUGACGCUGUCAAACUGGGGAUUUGAUCACUGACGACGGAAUUAAAUUUCCAGGGGGUGCCAUGAAGGUUUCAUUGCUGCUGCUGGUUUCCCAUCUAAAUCUCAUUUGUGGAUUUGUCCCAGGCUUCGCCCCACUGGCUGGACUCAAGAAAAAACGAAUCUAUCAUCAGAUCCGUCGCCCGCCUCCAGAGCAUGAAAUGAACCCAACGUACUGGAGGAACCAAGCCCAAGAAACACUGAAGCGAGCACUCAACCUACAAAACCUUAACACUGGCAUUGCGAAAAAUAUUAUACUUUUCCUUGGAGAUGGAAUGGGGAUACCCACAGUGACUGCCGCCCGGAUACUGAAAGGCCAGCUGGAAAGCAAAACUGGAGAGGAAGGCUUCUUGGAAAUGGACAAGUUCCCACAUGUAGCUCUUUCAAAGACCUAUAACACCAAUGCCCAGGUACCUGACAGCGCUGGCACAGCAACGGCCUAUCUGUGUGGCGUCAAGGCAAAUGAAGGCACCGUGGGUGUGAGUGCGGCAUCGGUUCGGAGGCAGUGCAAUACCACCUUUGGCAAUGAAGUGACCUCCAUCCUGAAAUGGGCAGAAGAUGCUGGUAAAUCCACGGGCAUCGUAACGACAACACGGGUACAGCAUGCCACGCCCAGUGCUUCCUAUGCCCAUUCCGUCAACAGGGACUGGUAUGCAGAUUCCGACAUGCCUUAUGAGGCACUGGAGCAGGGCUGUAAAGACAUUGCUCAACAGCUUGUUUACAACAUUCCUGGCAUCGAGGUAAUCAUGGGGGGUGGCAGGAAAUACAUGUUCCCAAGGGAUACUCCUGACAUUGAAUAUCCAAAUGACUCGAAAGCAAAUGGAACACGACUCGAUGGGAGGAACCUGGUGGAAGAAUGGAAACUCAUGAAAAAGGGCAAGAACGCUCAUUAUGUCUGGAACAGGGAGCAACUCAGAAGCCUUGACCUGACAAAAAUAGAACACUUAAUGGCCUUGUUUGAACACGGUGACCUCCAGUACGAGCUGGAAAGAAAUAAAACCACAGAUCCCUCCCUGGAAGAAAUGGUGACAACAGCAAUCAGGAUUCUCAGCAAGAAUCCGAAAGGCUUCUUCCUACUUGUGGAAGGUGGCAGAAUAGACCACGGACAUCAUGAAGGGAAAGCCAAGAUGGCUCUAUACGAAGCUGUGGAGAUGGAUAAAGCCAUUGGGAGAGCAGGUUCCUUAACUAGGGACACAGAUACAUUAACAGUUAUCACAGCAGACCACUCUCACGUUUUCACCUUUGGUGGCUACACCUUUCGGGGAAGCAACAUAUUUGGACUCGCUCCAUAUUUAAGUGAUGUGGACAGUAGGCCGUUCACUUCAAUACUGUAUGGAAAUGGCCCUGGCUACUCCCUGCAAAAUGGAGAAAGGCCCAAUGUUUCCAACAGCGAGAUCUAUGAGAACAACUACCUGGCGCAGUCGGCAGUGCCAUUGAGGCAGGAAACGCACGGAGGCGAAGACGUUGCCAUCUUUGCGAAAGGCCCUAUGGCUCACCUCUUCCACAGCGUGCAUGAGCAGAACUAUAUCCCACAUGUGAUGGCUUACGCAGCCUGCAUCGGUCAAAACAGGGAGCAUUGUGCCAAGUUUGAGCAUGGGUCCUGUCCCAGUGGCACAUGGGUCCCUGUGGGGUCCGGCACCAUCCUGCUGGUGUUGUUGACGCUACUUUCCUGCAUUUAAGGGAGCAGUUUUUUUUUGGAAAGGCACUCUGUGCCUGUUCAUCAGGAAUUUCCCCCUGUCCCAAUCCCUCCCACCUAUUACCAACACAGUGAUUCUGGUCUGUGGAGCAGUGUGAUCCCAGCAGAAUGGGAGUAGGACUAGGUUAUAGUACUCAGGUGGACAUAACCCUCAUACUGCUCCAUGCAACAGAGUGACCACCACCCUUCCUCUUACCAUACCCAACCUUGUUUACCCCCAUGCCAACCUCGCAUUGAAAAUCAUGAACCUUAAAUAAAAACCACUAGCCAACUGCAUAGCAAUAGGAACAUUCAAAGAUCAAUUUUAUUUUGUGCUGUUUUUGGCAACUGGCCCCUCCUUCCCUUCCCUAUUACAGCUUGGCUGUUCUGCAGACUUGACUCCAGGUUCCUUUGUUUAUCCCCCUGCUGGAUGAGGCCCACACUGGGAAUAAGGAACAAAUGGACCCUGCAUUGGUCCCUACAACUACCACCUUCUUCAAAGUUCGCAGUUCAGAGUCAUGUACCGACCUUCCCUUGCACCCUGUUAAAUCUGAAUCGGACCAUUGUAUGAAGGAGAGCCAGUACUUGUCCAUUGCAGUGAAGACUCUCUCAGGGCUGGAACCAGACUGAGUUUGACUGUAAACAAGGCAGCACGGGGGCUCCCAUUCCACUGGGUCAAGCUUCUGCCUUUGACGAGCUUAAGAGUUAAAAAGAAAUGGCAUUUAAUGACUUAAUGUAUCCGGUCAAAGGAUCAAGUCAUAGGGGCUUGAGUGGGCAGAUGUUGGAUUUCUGUCCUAGGUUUUAAUCACAGGAUAGCUUUCAGCACAAGCCAGCAAAUCAGUGGCAUGCCUUAUUGUCCUGGCUGUUAACCUAGAGAGUAAUGUGAUUGAAACAUGGGAAAAGCAGCCAAGGUGAAAAAUUAUUAGGAGCUAAUUAUCCAGGGAGUGACCUGCAAGAGCUGGCACAGUGGAAGAGGAGGAUGAAUCAUGUUUCUCUCCUGGUUGCAGUGGAAUUGGUGCUUGCUGACUUUACUGGCAAAUGAACAUUGUAUUUCAAACGACCCCUAGUGGGUAAUCCAAUUGGCCAAAAUGUCCCACAAUAUUAUAUGUUUUUGUAUAAGCCAAUCACUCCUCUCAUAUCCUGCCUCAAAUCACUAACGUUUCAGAUGGUCAGUGUAACAGGAGAAUGAAAGUUACAUUUGCAGAACAAUUUUAUUUUAUUUUAGUGCACUUUUCUCUGUAUAAAGAGCAGUUUAAAUAUCAAACAUUAAGCCAGCAAAUUAUUUCUGUCUGCAUGUUCUGUUAAUAUUUAUCCCUUUUUUGAAAUGAAGCGCUAAGUUUGUUAUUGUCGGGACACUGCUGUCCUGACUGAAUGCUGAGCGGGAGGAGUUUGAUUCCCCAAUCUCUAUCAACGCCCCUCUCUGACCAAAGGCACGGUGAUAUAUAUAAUCUGAAGCAGCUUGGCUGUCACUGUGCCUUGUUUUCACUCCUCUCCCCUGGGACUGAGGGCAUUGCCAGGGAGAGACAGUCCAUUCGAUGUGCCCGCGAUUCCUGCUUUGAUACGACCGUCAAUAGGCCAAGAUCCAGGAACCGCAGAAUCCCCGAAACAACGAUCAGAAAAAGGGAGCGUUCUUCAUUUCUGGAACUCGAGUCCAAUUUAGAAUGACCUCUCUAACUUCCGCUCGGUCAGUACAUCAGGACGAACCACCCCAGCUUCUGCAAGACAAUAAAGCCAGAUUACAGAUUCAAAUGUACACACUACAUCAUUAACCCAACUGAGUUACUGCUGAGGAGUAGAAAUGCCGUAAUAACCGUGAGAUCAAAUAUGCGACACAUUGUGUAAAUCAAAUUUCAAACAUUGGUUUUAAAUUGUAACCGUUUUGUCGCGUUACCGAUGUCUAUCCUGUUUGAAAUUUCAGAAAUCUUUUAUAAAAUAAAGUUUUCUUUUCACUGUUUUA
Messenger RNA from Stegostoma tigrinum, 3923 nucleotides. RefSeq names its product alkaline phosphatase, biomineralization associated (gene alpl). Gene Ontology annotation, molecular function: alkaline phosphatase activity. The record is from RefSeq and is a predicted model, not a curated record. Gene Ontology annotation, biological process: dephosphorylation. NCBI's taxonomy places the organism in Eukaryota, Metazoa, Chordata, Chondrichthyes, Orectolobiformes, Stegostomatidae. Gene Ontology annotation, cellular component: plasma membrane. The transcript is spliced from 14 exons. Bases 318 to 1970 code for a protein of 550 amino acids.